Molecule: messenger RNA, 369 nt
Organism: Fomitiporia mediterranea MF3/22
Lineage: Eukaryota; Fungi; Basidiomycota; Agaricomycetes; Hymenochaetales; Hymenochaetaceae
Exons: 5
Coding region: 1-369 (122 amino acids)
Cellular component (GO): vacuolar transporter chaperone complex; fungal-type vacuole membrane
Source: RefSeq, a predicted model, not a curated record
AUGUCGACUCAGCCACUACUUCAACGGACAGCUAAUAAACGCAUAGCUCUCCCCGUUCGUGUUGAGCCGAAAGUCGCUUUCGCAAAUGAACGAACGUUCCUAUCAUGGCUUCAUUUCACUGUUGUGCUUGGCGGGUUAGCAGUCGGCCUGUUGAAUUUCGGCGAUAGGGUAGGGAAAAUAAGUGCAGGAAUGUUCUCCCUUGUCGCCAUGGCAGUAAUGAUUUAUGCUUUGUACACGUACCACUGGCGUGCAGCGUCGAUAAGGCGCGGCGGGAGAGGUCCUUAUGACGAUAGGUUGGGUCCGACUGUUUUAUGUAUCGCACUACUUGCUGCUGUUGUUGUCAACUUUAUCCUGCGUUUUACGGAGUAA